AUGGCGAAGACCGUGCACAUGAAAGGCCUCAAGGCCUUCAUCGAGGACAUACGGAACUGCCAGAACAAGGACCAGGAGAUGGAGCGGAUCGAGAAGGAGCUCGCGAACAUCCGCGUCAAGUUCAAGAAGGGCGCCCAGGACGGCAAGACGAUGUCCGCGUACGACAAGAAGAAGUACGUGUGGAAGCUCCUGUACAUCCGCAUGCUCGGCUACCCCGUGGAAUUCGGCCACAUGCAGGCCCUGGAGCUCAUCUCGGCGCCUCGCUUCGCGGAGAAACAAGUGGGGUACAUGGCGCUCGAGACGCUGCUCCACGAGAGCCACGACUUCCUGAGAAUCGCGAUCAACUCCAUCAAGUCGGACCUCAACUCGAUGUCCGAGGCCUUUCAGUGCCUGGCGCUCUCGGCUGCGGCCAACCUGGGCAACCGGGAGUUCGCCGAGAGCCUCACGCGUGACGUCGAGCGCAUCCUGCAGUCCCCGGGCUCCCGGCCAGUCGUGAAGAAGAAGGCCGCGCUGUGCCUCGUCAAGAUGCUCCGGAAGGCUCCCGAGAUCCCCGACCGCCAGAUCUGGGCCCGCAACCUCCCGUCCAUGCUCACGGAACGCGACAUCGGGCUGUUGCUAUGCUACGUUGAGCUGUUGCAGCAGUUCGUGGUCACGGACACCGCGGGCUUCGAGCCGUGCGUGUCGCGGCUGGCGCAGAUCAUGCAGCGCCUCGCGCCGGACCGCGCGGCCGCGCAGGCGCGCGACGACCGCGCCGGCACGCUUGACGUCAUGGGGGGAGUCCCGCGCGAGUACACCUACUACGGCAUCCCGUCGCCGUGGCUCCAGUGCGCCGUCCUGCGCGUCCUGCAGUACUUCGACCUCGCGACGCUCGGCGGCUCCGCGGUGUCGAACCUCAACGCGCUCCUCGAGAAGAUCAUCACGAUUGGACAGAACGUGCGCGGGCCCGUCGGGAAACAGAACGGCUUCAACGCGGUGCUGUUCGAGGCGAUGGCGCUCGCGACGUCGCUCGAGACGGACGGCGACGGCCCGAUGGUCCAGCUCGUCGUGUCCCUGCUCGGAAAGUUCGUUAGCGGCGCCGACCCGAACACGAAAUAUCUGGCGCUCGACUACAUGGGCAAGCUAUCUAUGAUUCCAGCGAUGCAAGACGCCCUGGCGCGCAACCAGGAGGCGGUGCUCGCGCUCCUGGCCGAGCCGGACGCGUCGAUCCGCCGCCGCGUCGUCGACCUCGCCGUCAUCCUCUGCGACGCCCGCACCGUGCGCGUGAUCGUGCACCAGCUGCUGGCCUUCAUGGACGAGGCGGAGCACAGCCUGCGGGACGAACUGGCGCUGAAAAUCGCCAUCCUCGCGGAGCGGUACGCGCCGGACCUGCACUGGUACGUCGACACGCUCCUCGAGCUGCUCCAGAGGGGGGGGGAGUUCGUGGGGGAGGACAUUUGGUUCCGCGUGGUGCAAAUCGCGACGAACAACCCCGACCUGCAGCCGUACGCCGCACGCGCGGCGCUCGAGGCCACGCGCGCCGGCUCGCAGCACCCGGACCUCGUCAAGCUCGCGGCGUACCUCCUCGGGGAGUUCUCCGGCGCGCUGAACCCCCCCGUGUCCCCCGGGGGCGUCUUCUCCGCGCUGCACGAGCACUUCCACGCCGCGGACAACGCGACGCGCGCCAUCCUGCUCACCGCCUACGCGAAACUCGUCGCGAAACGCGGCGCCUCGGACCCCGCGCUGCAACGCCAGGUCGUCGACGUCCUGAAAGGCCUGCGCGUCCACGAGGACGUCGAGCUGCAACAGCGCGCCACCGAGUACCUGGCGCUCCUCGAGCGCGGCCCCGCGACCGGGCCGGUCGCGGAGGCGAUGCCGGCGUUCCCGGACCGCGUCAGCGGCCUCCUGAAGCGCCUCGCGAAGGUGCAGGGCACGUCGGGCGACGGCGGGGGGGGGUUCGACGACGCGUACGGCGUCGAGGAGGCGACGAGCGCAAUGAAGGCGCUCCCGGCGCCGUCCGGCGCGCCGACGCAGCCCCUGCCGGCGCUCGAGUCGGACGUCGGCGGCGCAGCGAACGGCGCCAGCGCCGGCGGCGGGGGCGACGAUUUGUUGGGGCUUGACGACGACGGCGGGGCAGUGGGCGCGGCGGGAGGCGCGGCGGGGGGGCCGAGCGCGGCGCAGGUCGCGGCGUGGCGGCGGAAGAUGUUCGGGGCGGACAGCGGCGUGGUGUUCGAGGACGGCGUCAUUCAGGUGGGCCUCAAGUCGCUGUACAGCGGCGCGAAGGGCAAGCUGGCGCUGUUCGUGGGCAACAAGACGCCGCAGCCGCUGUCCGGCGCGACGUGCGAGGUCGAGACGCCGCCGGGCUGGCGCGGCGCGACGUUGCAGCCGCUGCCCGCGGUCGUCCCGGCGAGCGCGCAGGUGCAGACGCACAUCGGGCUCGCGCUCGUCGACGCGACGGCGAACUUCCCCGCGGUCACGCUCGCGUUCGACGGGCCCGCGGGCCGCGUCGUGCGGCGCGUGGAGCUGCCGGUGCCGGUCACGAAGUUCAUCACGCCGGACAGCGUCAGUGUGGACCAGGGCACGUUCUUCCAGCAGUGGGGCGGCGCGGCGAAGGCGCAGGCGAUGGGCGCGAACCCCGGCGGGCUCGACCGCGCCAAGGCCGUGGACGUGCUCGCUCGGGCGAGGCUGAGGGACACGGACGGCAUUGAACACAACCCUGCCAACGUGGUCGGGUGCGGGACGCUGGUGACGGAGUCGGCGCCGCAGGGCGUGCGCGUGCUCGUGCGCAUCGAGAUCGAUCCGGCGACCGGGCAGCGGUUCCGGCUCACCGUGGGUGCGGCCACGGAGACGGCGGCAAGUGCGGUGCAGGGGACGCUGGAGGAGCUCCUGGCGAACUGCUGA
Messenger RNA from Pedinophyceae sp. YPF-701, 2877 nucleotides. NCBI's taxonomy places the organism in Eukaryota, Viridiplantae, Chlorophyta, Pedinophyceae. The record is from the annotation of a GenBank genome assembly.